Messenger RNA from Poecilia latipinna (sailfin molly), 2142 nucleotides. It is a transcript of the gene bcam, whose product is annotated as basal cell adhesion molecule (Lutheran blood group). Gene Ontology annotation, cellular component: plasma membrane. The record is from RefSeq and is a predicted model, not a curated record. The coding region runs from base 31 to 1869 and encodes 612 amino acids. Gene Ontology annotation, molecular function: laminin receptor activity. The transcript is spliced from 17 exons. NCBI's taxonomy places the organism in Eukaryota, Metazoa, Chordata, Actinopteri, Cyprinodontiformes, Poeciliidae.
AAAUAAAUAAAAAAAGUUGAAGACGCAGUCAUGGCCGGGAUAAGGUUGGGACGCAGAAUACCGCUGUGCACCUUGCUCCUCUGGAUAAUUCAAGUUUGCUGUGGUGCUGUAACUGUGAAGGUGACUCCGAAGGUGGAGGCGGACGGAGGAACAACAGCCAAACUGCCCUGUACAUUUUCUGGCACAGCCUUGUCAAAUUUUGUUGUUGAUUGGCACAUUGACACUGGUAAUCAAAGAACAAGAGUGGCCUAUCGUACAAUCUCUGGCGAGCGAAUGAGCGACCCCGGCACUCCUCUGGUUGGUCGAGUCACUCUGGAAGAAGACCUCACCUUGACCAUCAAGUCUGUGAAACCCUCGGAUCCAAACAAAUACUACUGCCAGGUCACUGCUGGCAAGGACGGGUCUGGAGAAGGCGAAACCAUUCUUGAAGUGUUUGUUGCUCCCCAGACACCAGUAAUCCAAAAACCGUCUCAGGCCAUCUCAGUGGAUCAAGAGGUCAGCUCAGAGGUCGGCGCUUGCGAAGCAAAGAAUGGAUUCCCCUCUCCAAGGAUCAUUUGGUUCAAAGACAACCAGCCUCUUCCUGAGAUCAAAGACAGAAAGGAAAAGACCUACAUGCUUCUUACUUCGGUGAAGGAGACUACGGGUCUUUACUCCAUAAAGAACACACUGCACAUGCGGCCGACGAAGGCCGACAAGGACUCUAUAUUUCAUUGUACUGUGGAGUACAGCCUGGCAGGAGAGAAGAACAAGAACAUCCAGAAGAAGUCUGAACCCAUGAAAAUUGACCUUAACUAUCCUUUUGAAAAAGUUAUGUUUAAUCUGUUCAACCCAACUGUGGUCAAAGAGGGUGAUAAUGUCACCCUAAAAUGUGAAACGGAUGGAAACCCACAGCCAGAGUUUGAGUUUUCAAAAGAUGAAAAGAAUCUUGAUGGCGCCGACGGUUCUCUGAUACUGAAGAAUGUCAAGCGUACGGAUUCCGGUACAUACAAGUGCUCUACGUACGACUACGACGCAGAAGUGUUUGAGAAGUCAAACACCACGGUCCUUACUGUCAACUACAUUGACGAGAUGAGCGUCUUUCCCCCUGGAAAUCAGACUAUCGAUUUGGGAAAGCAGGUUCAGUGGCAGUGUAAGACCAAGGCCUCUAAAAAUCACACUGUGCUGUGGAAAAAGGGUGACGUAGUGCUUUCUCAGGAUGGCACUCUAUCAAUUGCAAGUGCUGCCUAUAAAGAUGCUGGAGAGUACGUGUGUUUUGGCGGUGUUCCCGAAGUCCCGGGACUGACAGCUCAGGCCAGUGUAAACCUGACGGUGAAAGGAAAACCAGAGAUUGACACCCCUCAUGCUGGGGAGGUGGCAAAAGAAGGAGAUGAAGUGACCCUGAAGUGUUCGGCCAACGGUUUUCCCAAACCUCAGUUUACAUGGUCAACCUCAGGAAAGGAGUCUCUCCCAGUGGAAGAGAACAAGGUGGUGGGCUCUCUGACCAUAAAAGCCACUCCUGAGAUCAUAAAGAGCGGUGUGAAGUGCGAGGUUUCCAACGAGUUCGGAAAAGAUAGCAAGGACUUCCCUGUAGCUGUCAAACGAGCAAACUCAGCUGAAGUGCUGCUCUCUGGAAACCCUGUGCUUACGUCAGCUGAGAAGCAGCAGGAAGGCUCCAGCGCUGUGGUGAUUGCCGUGGUGGUCUGCGUUCUUCUUCUUCUGCUGCUGGUAGCUUUCUUCUACUGCCUGAGCAAGAAGACCACGAUUUGCGGCAAGAAGGAUAAGAAGGAAGCAGCUGCUACACCAGUGAACAACAUUGUGGUGGAGAUGAAGACGGAAAAGGCCAACGAAGAGGCCGGACUCCUCCACAAAAAGAUCAACACAGAACAGUAAUCAACCCAGAUGAUGAAAUAACUCUGAGGACGAAGGACAGAAGAUGACAGUUUUGAGGACAGCAGGACUUUUUUGGUUUCUGAUUCGUGAUUGUGAGGGGGGUAACCUGGGUGGUGCUGGGGAUGGGUGCAUGCUCAUAGCUUCAAGGAUCACCAUGAUUAACUUUGGCUAUGCUUGUUUUCCAACCUGAGCAGCUGAGUGGAGAUUUUUACCUUUCUUGCUCAAUAAAAUUGUUUAAAACUCCAUCUAACUCACAGCAUCAAAACAAUUCAC